CUCCCUCCCUGCCCUCCUUGCCUGCCCUCCUGCCCUCCCUGCCCUGCACCAGGCGCCAUGUCCAAGCUGAAGAGCACCUGGAGCAGAGUGCGGGCACUCGCUGCGCCUCUCCUCGCGCCCCGCGACAUCAGCAAACAGGUGCGUGCUGAGCGUUCCUUAGGAUCCCAACAACAAGAAGGGACUUUUUAUGAAUUUCGUACUUAUUCCAUAAAGCCAGCAAAGAUGAUUGACUUUUUGAAGCUUACAAAGGAUAAUAUUCACCUCCGCACUGCCCAUUCAGAGCUAAUCGGUUACUGGUCUGCAGAUCUUGGGGGUCUCAAUGAAGUCUUUCAUAUUUGGAAAUAUGACAAUUAUAGCCAACGUUCAGGGGUCCGGGCAGCGCUGGCUAAAGAAAAGGAAUGGCAAGAGAAUUACAUCUCGAAGAUGUUGCCAAUGCUUGUCAAUCAGUCCAACGAAGUAAAUUACAUGGUGCCAUGGUCGAAGCUAAUCAAACCACCAAAAGAAGGUGUGUACGAAUUAGUAAGUUACCAGAUGAAGCCAGGAGGACCUGCUGUUUGGGGCCAAGCUUUCCAAAGGGCACUGAACAGUCACGCUAAUGUUGGGUAUUGCUCUCUGAUUGGAGUGUUCCACACUGAAUUUGGCUUGCUCAACAAAGUCCAUGCUCUCUGGUGGUAUGAGAAUGCUGAUAGCCGUGCUUCUGGAAGGCACAUCGCACACAAUGAUUCCAGGGUAGUAGCAGCAGUGAGGGACAGUGCUGUCUACCUGGUGAACCACAGUAACAAACUACUAAUUCCUACACCUUAUUCACCUUUGAAAUGAUACACAUCUCUGAAGGUUAAUGACUGCCAAGCUGACUUCCUUAGUGUUUAUAACGCAGUGUUUUCUGGGACUUUGGACUAUGAUCAUCUAUUCUAAAUACACGUGUUACAAUAUUGCCAGUGACUACUUGUGCUAUACUUGAUAUGACUCUAAUAACAGGAACUCAUUGUAAUAAAGGGGCCACAUUUUACGUUUUGUCUACUGCGAUUUGACCUGUCAAAGUUUCCAUAAUAAAAUAUUUGCAAAUGA
Molecule: messenger RNA, 1068 nt
Organism: Callorhinchus milii (elephant shark)
Lineage: Eukaryota; Metazoa; Chordata; Chondrichthyes; Chimaeriformes; Callorhinchidae
Gene: nipsnap3a
Product: nipsnap homolog 3A (C. elegans)
Exons: 6
Coding region: 58-819 (253 amino acids)
Cellular component (GO): mitochondrion
Source: RefSeq, a predicted model, not a curated record